Penicillium argentinense is the source of this 1116-nucleotide messenger RNA. RefSeq lists its product as uncharacterized. Gene Ontology annotation, cellular component: mitochondrion; acetolactate synthase complex. The record is from RefSeq and is a predicted model, not a curated record. Gene Ontology annotation, biological process: L-valine biosynthetic process. Gene Ontology annotation, molecular function: acetolactate synthase activity; thiamine pyrophosphate binding; flavin adenine dinucleotide binding. NCBI's taxonomy places the organism in Eukaryota, Fungi, Ascomycota, Eurotiomycetes, Eurotiales, Aspergillaceae. The transcript is spliced from 3 exons. Bases 1 to 1116 code for a protein of 371 amino acids.
AUGCUCAACGAGAAGAGCAGCUCAAGUCGAUUAAACAGGCUGCGAACCUUAUCAAUGUCUCCCGAAAUCCUGCAUACUUGCAUCUCCCCAGAAGGCUCUGCUCUUAAAACAGCUAGCUACAAGUCAUCAAUUCCUGUGACAACUAGUCUGCAGAGGCUCGGGGCUUUUGGUGAGAGGGAUCCUAUGACUCUACACAUGCUAGGUCUACACGGAUCUGGAUAUGCGAAAAUGGCAAUCCAAAAUGCGGAUCUCAUUCUGGCACUAGGAGCCAGGUUAUACGAUCGGGUAACUGGGAAUAUCCCAAAAUUUGCUCCUAAAGCCCGACUUGCAGUCUCUCCCAAAAAUGUCAACAAAGUGGUAGAAGCCACUAUACCGGUGAUAGGUGAUUGCGCAGAGAGCCUUGAGCUUCUGUUACCUUUGACUAAAGUGACCAAACGACCUGAGUGGCUCUCGCAAAUUCAGGCAUGGAAAGAAAUAUAUCCAUUCCAAGCAUUCAACCAAAGUGGCAACGAGAUGAUCUUGCCUCAGGUGUUUAUUGAACGACUUAGUGAUGCUGUGGAACCUCUCAAAGAGCGUACAAUUAUUACUACCGGUGUCGGUCAGCACCAAAUGUGGGCUUCCCAGCAUUUUCGUUGGAGACAACCAAAAACAAUGAUCACAUCUGGAGGACUUGGUACGAUGGGAUAUGGGCUAUCCGCAGCGAUUGGCGCGAAAAUUGCUCGUCCGAAUGCUCUUGUGAUCGACAUUGACGAGGAUGCAUCUUUCAACAUGACUAUCAGCGAGUUGCUUACAGCAAGCCAAUUUGGUAUUGACGUGAAAGUCGUCCUUCUAAACAACGAAGAGCAAGGAAUGGUGACACAUCUUCAGACAGUCUAUUUCAACAAAAGAUUCUGUCAUAGUAACAAUCUCAACCCAGAUUUCGUGGAAGCCGCUCGCGCAAUGGAAAUUCAUGCCGAAAGUUGCUCUAGGAUCGAUGACGCGGACAAUAGAUUUCAGUGGCCGCUAGAAACUCUCGGCCCAGCACUUCUGGAGGUGAAGGUUGCUCAAAAAGCUUUGUCUCUACCCAUGGUGGCAUCAGUACGCGGUCUUGAUGAAUUCCAAUUCUAUGCUCAUUGA